AUGCUCAGUGACGUUUACCAACACAACAUCAGGAGAGAGAUAUCGUUGAGCACGUGGUCUUUGCUUGCAUUGAGAUUGCAAUUGUACCAGCGAUUUGAAGAGUGGCGUCAACAACUCGACCCUCGUCUAAGACUCAUCACACCACAAGAGAUUUGCACCGUCCUUACAUCCCAGAUCGAGGAGAAUCGUUUCAGAAUAACCCUAACAGUACAUUACUACCGCGCUCUGAUCAUGCUUAACGGACCGGUCAUUAAGAAUUUGCUGGACAUCGUUGUCAAUUCCUCCCGUGCAGAUGAAGCUGACGAAUCCCUAUUCGAGCAAUCUGUGCCGACCAUCAAGAGCGAUCUCGUUGUACUCGAGAACUUGAAUCACAUCCUUUGUAUCAUUUCACAAAGCGAGGAGUUCAUGAACCACAACAACGUCCGAUGGAUUUCCAAUCAUGCCUGUUCAAUACUAGCCAUGCAUCUUUUCUUUCUUGCAUUGCUGUACCACAUCCGUCCUGAACUUGAAGCGAAGACUAUCACUUCGGCAUCUAGGAUCAGAGAUCUUCUGGGGCAAUGCCUUGAUAACAUGAAAGUACUGCAACGGACUAGUACAUUGUUUCGGAAAGCUCGUGAAGCGCUCGAAGUCUUCACUCAAAAGCUAGACUCAGUUCGUAUUAAAGAGCUGCCUACACCCGGCGCUUCCGCCUCUGGCAUUGGAGCACUCCCCAAUUCUCCUCCCAGGCAUUACGAAUUCAGCAUGAACAACGACUUCUUUGGGCAGCCUGAAUUUGACCUUCUGCUGGGAGACGGGUUUUAUUGUUAA
Alternaria arborescens is the source of this 807-nucleotide messenger RNA. RefSeq lists its product as hypothetical. Lineage: Eukaryota; Fungi; Ascomycota; Dothideomycetes; Pleosporales; Pleosporaceae. The coding region runs from base 1 to 807 and encodes 268 amino acids. The record is from RefSeq and is a predicted model, not a curated record. The transcript is spliced from 3 exons.